UCUACAGGCCCAGGACUGCAGGUUCCAGCUGGACCUGUACAUGGCCGCUGUCCCACCCAUGUGUAAGAGAAGAGCCAGAGAAACCACCUAGAGGCCCCUGAGGAGUCCAUCUGUGAGGAGCCUGAGCUGAGAAGAUGCGUGCAGCGGUGGUGCCCUCCCUCAGCCUCCUGGGGGCACUCCUGGAGUUGAGCCUAGUGCGCCUGGUCCACAGUGGGGCGUACUACCCUCACAAACAGCCCCCCCAGUCCCAGCCUCUGCCCCAGUACAGCGAGGCUCUGCCCCAGUACAGCGAGCCUCUGCCCCAGCAGCAGCACUUAGGCAACGAGAUGCCCAUACUGCCACCGCAAUUUCCACAGCUGCCUUUCCAAAAGGGCAAGGAGAGACCCCUCCCUCAGAGUAAAGGUCCAUCCUUGCCCUUUAACCCUCGAGGAGCUAAAGGCCCACCCCCGAUGGGAGAGGGGAUUCGUGAAGGACCUCAAGGGAUUCCAGGGCCCCAAGGACCCCCCGGACCCCAGGGCCCGCCGGGUCUACCUGGACAAGGGUUGCCAGGCUUACCAGGAGCACCUGGCUCUCCUGGACCACAAGGAUACCCAGGGAUUGGAAAACCUGGAAUGCCGGGACUACCAGGCAAACCAGGAAGUUCUGGAUUACCUGGACCAAAAGGAGAACUUGGUCCAAGUGGUGGCCAAGGGCUCACUGGCCCUCCUGGGCCUCAGGGACUGCCCGGGCCACCUGGAUUGCCUGGGCUUUCCAAACCAGGAGGUCAGGGGUUUCCAGGCCAGCCAGGGCCACUUGGGGAGCCUGGGCAGAAGGGUUUCCCUGGGCAACCUGGUCCUCAAGGCCCCAAAGGCGAGAGAGGGCUUGGUCUUCCUGGUUUACCAGGUUUAAGGGGACCAGGUGGACCACCUGGGCCUCCUGGGCAGAUGGGGCCCCCAGGGGUUGGUAAACCAGGCCUGAAUGGAUUUCCAGGACAGCCAGGGGUCCCAGGAAAAGCAGGAGCUCCAGGAGAACCAGGAGAGGCAGGACUCCCCGGCGACAGAGGACAACCAGGACCACCAGGAACACCAGGGUUGGGGAAGCCAGGAAAAGAUGGUCUGAGGGGUCCACCUGGGAUCCCAGGGGCUAAGGGAGAAUCUGGUCAACAAGGACUACCUGGCGGUCCAGGCCUACCAGGAUAUAGCAAACCUGGUUUUCCAGGGCCCAAAGGUCACAAGGGAUAUGAUGGCCUUCCAGGACCUCCAGGAGCCAAAGGAGACAAAGGUCAACCAGGUCCACCAGGCAUGAUGGGUUCUCCUGGGCCCAGUGGAAUAACAGGUCCUCCAGGUCCAAUUGGAAUUCCUGGGAAUCCAGGGUUUAUUGGGCUAAAGGGAGAGACUGGUACUGUGGGUGCAAAGGGGAGUCCAGGAAUUAAGGGGGAGGUGGGUCCUCCUGGAGCUCCUGGACCAUCGGGUCGGUCAGGGGAGGGAGGAGAGCCAGGACCAAGAGGCUUACCAGGACCGAUUGGGCCAAAAGGAGAGGCUGGGUCUAGGGGUGCACCUGGAGCUCCUGGUCUUGCAGGACUUCCUGGACCUCGAGGAGAGGGAGGUAGACCUGGAGAUGCUGGACGCCAAGGACCACAGGGAAUUCCAGGGCUCCAAGGGCCAGGGGGCCCAAUUGGACCUCCUGGUCUGCCUGGACUAAAAGGCGAGAUGGGCCCCUCCGGUAAGCCUGGAUAUCCAGGAGAGGGAAAGCCAGGUCCUUCUGGCCCUAUGGGUCCACAGGGUAAAACUGGCCCUAGUGGGCCCCCUGGACUCCCUGGUCCUCCAGGACAGCCUGGGCCUCCAGGGCCUCCGGGGCCUUCAUCUCCUGACUUAGGACAGGUUCUUCCAGCAACGGGCCCUUAUAAUGGUCAGCACCAAGGAUACUACAAGCCCAAUAAUGGAGGCGAGUUGGGGGGAGGGAGUGUAGAGAUGCCAGCCUUCACAGCCAAACUCACAAACCCUUUCCCUCUGGUGGGGUCUCCGGUGCUUUUUGACAAACUUCUGUACAGUGCAAAUCAGGACUACAACCCCCAAAGCGGCAUCUUCACCUGCACCAUACCAGGGAUCUAUUACUUUGCCUACCACGUCCACUGCAAAGGAGGCAAUGUGUGGGUUGCCCUGAUGAAGAACAACGAGCCGGUGAUGUACACGUACGAUGAGUGUAGUAAGGGGCUGUUGGACCAGGCUUCAGGCAGCGCGGUGCUGCCCCUUAGGCCUGGAGAAACGGUGCAUGUUCAGCUGCCCUCAGAGCAGGCUGCGGGGCUGUACGCGGGACAGUAUGUACACUCCACCUUCUCUGGACACCUGCUCUACUCCAUGUGAGGAGCAUACGCCCAUGUCCAUGUUUACAAAGUGCACUUGUAGCCUUCACUAUGUCACAUCUCUACUAUAUCCUACUUACAUACAUAUCCUAUAUCUCUGAUCAGCAUCAAAGACCAGUGGUUUGGUUAGACACAUUGUGUUUUUACUGUCACAGUUUUACAUGAGGGCUGUAAUUAUUUGAUAUGUUUACAUAAACAUUUCAUAUUUGUCCAUUUUUCAUGAUUUUGUAUUAUUUAUUUUUUGACUACUGAAACUUAAAGUGUUGUAUUUGCUCCCAACAACAGGCAACACGUAAAACCAAAAAGUGGGAGAAAAGAGGGCACAUUAGGAAAAAAUAAAGUUUGUCAUGUAGUUGGUCUGAAUUGAAACAUUGUGCCAUUGUUCAGAGGUCUUUUGUGCGGUGACACAUUUACAUUAAUAACCAAAACCUAACGACCAAAACUGAGUGUUUUAAAAUAUGUGAAUUUGUUUGAUUGAAUUUAUUAAAGACAUUGUAUCCAA
Periophthalmus magnuspinnatus is the source of this 2843-nucleotide messenger RNA. Its product is annotated as collagen alpha-1(VIII) chain-like. NCBI's taxonomy places the organism in Eukaryota, Metazoa, Chordata, Actinopteri, Gobiiformes, Gobiidae. The coding region runs from base 135 to 2342 and encodes 735 amino acids. The transcript is spliced from 3 exons. The record is from RefSeq and is a predicted model, not a curated record. Gene Ontology annotation, molecular function: protein binding.